AUGCAUUUCUUUGUAGCUGGAAUUAUCUCUGAUUGUAGCUUGGAAGAAAUAGAAGAAAAGGAAGAACUAGGGCAUAAAGAUGAGGUGGAAAAUAUUUCUUUGAAGUCACCAGACAUUCCUUUUGCAUCUACUGAUAUAACAAAUACACUGAAAAAUGAUUCUGACUCAGCCCUUGGCAUCAAUAGCAGAGAGUCCUCUCAAAACUCCAAGGAAGAAAACCAAGAAACUAGAAACACAGAUGGCAGAGAGCCACACAGUACUGUGUAUGAUACAAGCAAUGAAGAUAUGAUAGCCUGCAGAGUAAGAAAUUUGAAGUCCGAUUUGGGCCCAAGCAAAGAGAAUGUUCAGAAUGAAAUCAUUGUCCUUACAACAAAUACAGAAGAUACUAUGAAAAAUAGAGUGAGGAGAACAGAAAUCAAUGUAGAAGGGGAAGCAAAAAAUAAGGACACGGUCAUGGAAGUUGACAGACAGUCAAGCUAUCAAGCACAUGAAACUGUUAAUGUUAGCAAGGAAAAUCAUCGACCAGAACCAUCAGUACCAGACCACAAACUGAAUCAGCUUGGUGCAGAAAAGAUGAAAAGGCAAGAUGCGGCAAUUCAGACAAUCCCUUCCAGCAACAGUUCUGAGGGGAAUCACCAAGAUCGUAAUGUGCCUGCUUUCAAAGUUGAUGAAAGUGUGCAAACUUCAAAUAACAAACCAACUCAACACCUAUCUUUAAAUCUACAAAAUCAUGUAACUACCUCAAGAGAAUUGAGGAUUCAGAGCACCCCAGUUGUAUAUUCAGAAGACAGACUUGCCAUAAAAGAUCCAACUUGUGCACAAGGCAAUGAUGAUCCUUUGUCUCCUAUAGAUGGAAUUGAUAAAUAUUCAGCUGCUUCUUAUCUAAAGAAUCUGCCAAUUUACAGACAAGACUAUAAUCCCAAGCCAAAACCUUCAAAUGAAAUUACAAGAGAGUAUAUACCCAAAAUUGGAAUGACUACUUAUAAAAUAGUACCUCCCAAAUCCCUGGAUAUACUGAAAGACUGGGAAUCAGAAACCAUAGGGUAUAAAGAUGAUCAAAAGAUACAUGCUUCAGGGAAUGUGAAGGAGGUGGCCCUGCAAACACAAGACCUUUUUACUUCUGAAGGCCCAGGGGAGCUACAGGUAGACCCUAAACCAAAGCCUAACUUGAGAACAGAGCAACAGUUGCACAGGGCUGUGAGCUCACACAAUGGUGCUGUGACUAAUCCUUGGAAACUUCCCAGAAUGACUAGAGACAUUGGCACAGCUCCUUUUGCACCAAAUUUGGAAGAAAUAAACAAUAUUUUGGAAUCGAAAUUUAAAUCUGGAUCAAAUCCCCAGGCCAAACCAAGUUCUUUUUUCUUGAAGAUGCAGAAGAGAGUAUCAGGUCAGUAUGUGACAUCUGCAGCUGCCAAGAAUGUCCAUACUAUCCCUAAUCCUUCCCCCAAGGAACUAACAAAAAAAGAGAUGGAAAGGGACACACUGCCUCAUUCAGAACAGACACUUUCUCCCUUAAGUAAAACUACUCACCCAGCUCCACAGCCCCAAACUAAAAAGAUGGAAGAUGACAUCAUCAACCAGAAACCUGCUGAAACCUCUCCUCCUCCUAUAGCUCCCAAGCCUAUGCCUCUUCCCACUAGUCAGGUAGCAGCGGUAACGAAGAUUCUGAAAACUUUUGGUGCCCCAAGACCAUACUCAAGUUCUGCUCCUUCACCAUUUGCCCUUGCUGUUGUGAAGAGGUCACAGUCUUUCAGUAAGGCACAGCCCGAGUCACUCAGUUUGGGUGCAUCCAACCAACCUCCAGCUCACCCAGAGGAUGGGAGGACUUGCUGUGUACACAGGUGUGCAGACAUCCCACAAAUUGAUAUGAUGGAUAAGCAAAAUAACUCUGCACAUAAUGAACAAAAUUCUCCAACACCAACUCCAGCUGACUGCCCAUAAUUCACCCUUAGGAGACAAAGUUCUUUAACAUUCCAAAGCCCUGACCCAGAACAGAUCUGACAGAGUUUGCUGACUGCAAUCUGUUCUGGAGAGGCUGCUGCCAAAUUGAAAGGUUGGCACAAACUGUCUCUGUGUGAUGCCACUGGGCCCUGGUGCUUUGACAAGCCCAGUAGCAGCAUGCCCAGCCCAGCCACCACAGGGCUGGGAGCUUCCAGGAACACAACUAUCCUACUCAUUCCCUGCCCCUGUCCUGGAGCAUUGGCUCAGCCAGGCCCCCACACCCAGGCUGAGUACCGCCUCUUCAAAUACCUCUUCAGGGGCUAUAACUGCUGGGCACGGCUAGUGCCAAACACCUCAAAUGUGGUGAUCGUGGGCUUUGGACUGUCCAUUGCCCAGCUCAUUGAUGUGGUGGAACCGUCUCCCAAUCCCGGGCCCCUCAGAAUCAGCCUCCAGACCCCAGGCCCUUCCCCAGGGUCCCCCCUGCAGUCCCAGCCCCCCAGCCCAUCUCCAUUACAGCGGGGACCUCAGCCUGUUCCUCCUGGGCUGCCACAGCCCCUUCCCCUCUCUCGCCCAGAUCCCCUUCUAGGGCAGCAGAGGGCAGCAGAGGGCUUUCUUGUGUGA
Messenger RNA from Marmota flaviventris (yellow-bellied marmot), 2562 nucleotides. NCBI's taxonomy places the organism in Eukaryota, Metazoa, Chordata, Mammalia, Rodentia, Sciuridae. The record is from RefSeq and is a predicted model, not a curated record.